Molecule: messenger RNA, 2020 nt
Organism: Clupea harengus (Atlantic herring)
Lineage: Eukaryota; Metazoa; Chordata; Actinopteri; Clupeiformes; Clupeidae
Gene: tmem33
Product: transmembrane protein 33
Biological process (GO): endoplasmic reticulum tubular network organization; membrane organization
Cellular component (GO): membrane; endoplasmic reticulum
Source: RefSeq, a predicted model, not a curated record
CAAGGUCAGCUGAUCGAGUUGUGCUCACGGGAACGGAACUAGGGCUAGCUACAUUUGCCUGUGGGAACACAUUGGUGGAUGUUAGCUUGCUAGCGAGCAUUUCGUUGAAUGAAUUCUCUCUACUUUUUUGUUCUAUCAAACUAGACAUUUCUGGUGUCGAACGAAUCUUCUGUAAUCGCAGAGUCAAGCUCGGAUUUGAAAGAUGGCAGAUGCAGAGCAAAGAAGCCCUCCUCCUCCCCCUCCUCCUCAGGCAGGGCCAGUGCAAUUCCUGUUGGCUAACAAAUUGGAAACAGCGAUGUGGCUCUCUCGACUCUUCACAGUCUACUGCUCAAUCAUGUUUAUUCUCCCUAUCAUGGGAGCGUACGCAGCCUCAAACUUCUACCAGCGGGCCUUGCUGGCCAAUGCACUGACCAGCGCCCUGCGGCUGCACCAGAGACUGCCUCGCUUCCAGCUGAGCCGAGCCUUCCUGGCCCAGGCUCUGCAGGAGGACAGCUGCCACUACCUGCUCUACUCGCUAAUCCUCGUCAAUUCCUACCCCAUCACCAUGAGCAUAUUCCCCAUCUUCCUCUUCUCCUUGCUGCAUGCCACUACCUACACCACAAAGGUUCUUGAUGCAGUGGGACCCAACAGCCUCAUGAUUGUGAGGAAUUUCCUCAGUAAGCUCACUGCUAACCAGCAGAACAUCCUGAAGUUCAUCGCCUGCAACGAGAUCUUCCUUAUGCCAGCUACUGUCUUCAUGCUGUUCAGUGGACAGGGAAGCAUCCUGCAGCCAUUUAUAUACUACAGGUUUCUCACACUCCGGUAUUCUUCCAGGCGAAACCCUUACUGCCGCACCCUGUUUACGGAGCUGCGGAUGCUUCUAGAGCACUUGAUCAUGAAGCCCAUCUGCCCGCCCUUCUUCAGACGGAUGUGCCUCAACAGCAUUGCCUUCGUUAGCCGCCUGGCCCCCACUGGCGUUUAACCUCACGUCUUCUCACCCUCACAUACAUAAAUAAACAUACACACACGGAUACAAACACAGUCCCUGCAGCAGGAAGAAGGGAUUCGCCACCUAAGAGACUGAUGUGUAUAACAGACUCUUCAUGAAUGUUUUGGAGGGUGUCACAGCUGCUCCUGUCAACCAUCUACUCUUCAUCUGCUUUCCCCCAAGCUUUACUGCACUGGACGCUACUGGAUUUUACUACGUGGAUGACAGACCUUUCCUUUUUAACCCUGCACUGUGGCACAUUACGCCACAGGAAACAUAUGAUGAUGGCUACUGUAUGUAUGAGCCCUGUAUGAAUUCUUUUUUUUAUAUCCACGGUGCAACAACUUUUGGUCUGUAUUUUAGGAUGUAUUUAUUUGUAGUUUUUUUUUUCAGAGCUGGAUUAAAUUGAGAUUACUUAUUUAUGAUGAAAUUAUUAAUGUUCACGAUGGCAAAUCUUUUAAUUGAGAUUACAUUGUACUUUUGUCGGAGGUGGGAUUAGUGUCUGGGUACUGUAGAUUAAAAACAUUUAGUUAUAUGCACCCAAUCAGUUUUUAUACUUAAUCUCCUGUGGAACAGCUUUUUGUUGUAUGUUUGCUGGUGUUGUCUUAAGUCGCUUUUCCUUUCCAAAUUAAAAUGUGAACUUUUGAUGAUACAAUCUGUAUUAACAAUUAGUCUGGGAAAAUCUCAAUCGUCUUCAUUUGAAUGAAGCCAGAUUUUAUGUGCCGUUAUUAUUUGUUAUACUUUUUUAAAUGUUACUGUAACAAUUGCUGACCUUUUAAUAUGCUUACACUUCCUUAAAUAGGUCACAGGUUUAGUGUUCAUGAACAGACUAAUAGCGUUUGUAAGAUUGGCCAUGUGUACUCCGGAACUGCAUUGCAUCUUCUGUGGAGUGACAUUGAGGGUUCUAAAAUCAAGAGGUGAUUCCCAUAGGUCACUUAAGUGGUCAGGCAUGCUGCCAUUAGUCCAUUUGAUUUAUUGAUUGUUGAACAUGUUUGUAGCGGAAUGAACUCAACCUAGUACAUGAACAAAACUUAAUAAAAGCCCUAAUUCACA